Messenger RNA from Closterium sp. Naga37s-1, 558 nucleotides. The record is from the annotation of a GenBank genome assembly. NCBI's taxonomy places the organism in Eukaryota, Viridiplantae, Streptophyta, Zygnematophyceae, Desmidiales, Closteriaceae.
AUGAGGAAAACCAUUUAUAAGGACCAGAAACAGUCGACCAAGUCUUACGCUCAACCUCCCUCCAUGCCGUGUGAGUCAGCGCAGCCACCAUCCCUCUGGUACUCGUUCCCUUGCGUUUGGGUGCUCGACGUGAAUGGCGAUGGCAAAAUCUCCCCUCGGGAGCUGAGGCAGGUUCUGGAUCGCAUGGGGUGGGCGGACGAGUCGGCAAUGCAGGAGCUGAUGGCGAAGGCGGACACCAACGGCGACGGACUGAUUGACUUCGAAGAGUUCGUGCACUCGUCGCUUAACCACGUGGCCGCAUGUGGCGGCGGGGCAGGCGGUAUUGUGGAGGUGGCGGAGGAAGAGGAGGAGGACCUGCGUAAGGCAUUCGAGCUGUUCGACCACGACGGCGACGGUAGCAUCACCGCGGAGGAGCUUCAGAAUGCCAUGCGCAUGCUGAGCGGCGACAAGCUCAGCAUGGACGAUUGCCGCACGAUGAUUGCACGGGUGGACGUGAACAGAGACGGCCGCGUUAAUUUCUCAGAGUUCAAAGGCAUGAUGGACGGUGUGCUCCGCUGA